CAUAGCAUCGGCCGGUUUAAGCAGAAUUCCUUUCCAAAGUUGACGAGUUUCUCGCUUCGGUUUUUUUUUGUUUUUUUUUGCAUGAUAAGCAAAUUUCCACGCCUUCUUCAAUGACACGAAUCUUAAAGAACGUUAGAAGCCUGUCCACUGCUCCAAUGACACAAACGGAAGUGUCUGUGCCGGUCCCCUGGGGAGAGAUCAGAGGGAAAGCCUGGGGUCCUGAUCAUGGUCGCCCUGUGCUGUGCCUGCAUGGCUGGGCUGACAACUGUGGCACCUUCAACACUCUUAUUCCUCUUCUACCUAAAGAGUGCAGAUAUGUGGCGGUGGACCUGGCGGGUCACGGUCUGUCCUCGCAUCGUCCCCCUGGCGUCUUUUACUCCUUUCCUUCAUAUGUGGCCGAUAUUCAAAGAGUCGUUGACACCCUCCGCUGGCGCAGAUUCUCCAUUUUGGGCCACAGUAUGGGAGGCAAUAUUGCUGGAAUGUUCAGUGCGCUUUUCCCUGAGAUGGUGGAGGCUUGUGUAAUGCUGGACUCUUAUGGAUUCCUACCCACUGAUCCGAAAUAUUUGUCCAAAAUAAUGCGGCAGGGGAUGGACGACAUGCUUCGGUUUGAAAAGAAGCCUGAAAAGAGUGAGCGAGUUUACACCAAUGAGAAAGCAGUUGAGAGGCUCUUGGCAGCAAACCCAACUCUGUCUGAGACAUCAGCGUGCAACCUUUUAGAACGUGGUCUGGUUCAAGUCGAAGGAGGAGUUGUCUUCUCACGCGACUUCCGUAUUAAUCUGAAAAACAUAGCUCGUAUCAGCUUGGAGCAGAGUCUGGAGCUGCUCUCCGGGAUACAAGCCGCCGUUCUGGUGGUUCUUGCGGAUGAAGGCUUUGAGAAAAUAUUUGCAGAACCAGACCAAAAGAAAUUUACAUCCGAGCUUCUGCAGGGCUACAGACACAAAAAUCACUCGGUGGUGACGGUCCCCGGCGGCCAUCACGUCCAUUUAAACAACCCCGAGGUGGUUGCUCCGUUGGUGUCUGAAUUCCUCCACAGCAAAGUCUUAUCGUCGACAGUCAGAGCGGACGGACUCACCACUAAGCUGUAGGAAGAACACAUCAAUUACACUUCUGUCAUCAAUCUGAAUGUGUUGCUAAAUGUGGCUUUUGUUUAAUUUUUUUUUAUUUUGUGAUCUUUGCUGACCUCAAGGUAAAAUUCCAUAUACUCUUCGUAGUUUCAUAUCUCAGGCCCUGCAGCAGUGGUAGAUACUCUCUUAUCUACAGCCAAUAUGGGAAGCGGCCUCCUCACAUCUCUACUGAUGUUUGUUUUUCUUUUCGGCUCCUGCAUUCUAUAUUUUUGACCGGCCAGUCGACAAUAUAUGAGCAGACAGACGCUCGCUAUAUCGCCUGCUCCCCGGUGCCGUUGAGCAACCCUUUAAAUCACUGACUUUGAAGUCUCCUGCCAUUAAUAUUUCAGAGCUCGCAUGAAUAAAUCAAAAGGCAACUAGCAGAGCAAAGCAGCAGCAGCAGCACAGCGGCUCAGGGGCUGCAUAUUAGUAAGGUGGUCCGGCUGCUCUGGUCCGUGGAGGAUUUCGGAUUUCCAUCGCAAGCGUUCUCCAUCCUCGAAUUCCGCUUCUCAAACCUUACCAGCUUUCAGAACUGCUGGUUAAAUGUCCCGUAGCGUUUGAAGGGUUUUAUUCUGCUCUCGGCGUGCUAUUUGAUUGAAAUAUCUUCUACGUAUGAUUAUAUAAUGCCUGAAAACACGAAUGUGAAUGUGACAUCAGUCCAGCGGUCGGCAAUGCUCAAGUACUUUUGAUCUUGGAAUGUUUGUUGGUCCAUAAAAAUGCAUUUUAGAAGAAAUGUAGUAGUGGAGUGCGCUAUUAGAUCCAGCAGAUGGCGGUGUGCUUAAACAAAAAAGAAUAAAAAGUGAUGCAAUUGUGCAAUUAAUUGGUUAAAAUAAAAUUCUGUCAUGGCCCUC
Messenger RNA from Phycodurus eques (leafy seadragon), 1954 nucleotides. RefSeq names its product serine hydrolase like (gene serhl). Bases 111 to 1085 code for a protein of 324 amino acids. Lineage: Eukaryota; Metazoa; Chordata; Actinopteri; Syngnathiformes; Syngnathidae. The transcript has 12 exons. The record is from RefSeq and is a predicted model, not a curated record.